Scophthalmus maximus (turbot) is the source of this 4587-nucleotide messenger RNA. Its product is annotated as granule associated Rac and RHOG effector protein 1. The coding region runs from base 1001 to 4330 and encodes 1109 amino acids. The record is from RefSeq and is a predicted model, not a curated record. Gene Ontology annotation, molecular function: CCR4-NOT complex binding. The transcript is spliced from 14 exons. Gene Ontology annotation, biological process: Rac protein signal transduction. Lineage: Eukaryota; Metazoa; Chordata; Actinopteri; Pleuronectiformes; Scophthalmidae.
GUUUUAAUCAACGCGCUCUUGACGGCGGCCACACAGACAGGGGAUUCGCUGUCAAGAGGGUGGAUGCCUGAAGCUGGAAAUGACCUAGAGGCCUUACAGAUACAUUUGUGCUUGUGUCGCUCCAAUCUGCAUCCGUGGAGAACAGCGAGUUCUGGAAGCAUACUUGUUUCCCCAGUGAGUAAUAUCUACCUCAGCCAGACGACGGGGGGGAGGAAGACCAGGAAGCUGCUGGAUACUUCAGACAGGCAGACGGAGCUGUCAGCUGGCCACUCGCUCACUGCCUGCACAGUCCUGCUCCUUGAAGAGGAUUUGAGACGGACUGGAUCUGUCUGCCCUUCGCCUCUCACUGCUCCUCUACCAGCCGGUGCACAAGCAAAGCCGAAGCCACAUCCUCCGGUUCCUGCAUUGACUCACUUUUUGUUUUGUUUUUCCUUUUGUUUUUUUUUAUUAGUUAUUUUCCCUCAGUGCUGUUGACCAGUGUCUAAUUUUCCUUGGGUUUAUUUUUCAUUUUUGGUUUCAGCUUUUAAAAGAAUUUUCUAUUUUUAUUAGUGUAGACUGGUAUAGGUUUAAAUACGUACAAAUACAUGUGCUCUAUAUACUGUAUGAAGACAGAUUCUUUUCCCCAUUCUGACGGAAAGUUAGUGCUUUAAAACUUGGCUGUAAUACUUCAUGUAAUUAAGUGUUUUUGACUUUCCUUCCAUAUUAUGAUAUUUCUGUUUUUCAAGCACGGCCUGACGUAUCUGCAGCCGGGCUGCAUAUAAGAAUUUCGCUCAGCCUGCCAAUCUUUCGCGAUCGCCCGCCGACCUCGCCCCUCUCUGUGCUGUCUCCCCACAGGACAAACUGAGAUGAGCUUCUGGCAGGUGGAAGCCUUAGGCUGUCUUUUUACGUAACUUGAACAGUUUCUGGAUUGUUUGGUUUUGGGCUUUUUGUAAAAAGGACAAGAGCACUUGCGGGGAAAAACAAAGUAAAAACAGGAGCUUCCGGUGCUGUUGCACCACUUAUGUAUUGUUGUAGUGCGCAGGAAAGUAAAAUGGACUACAAGCGUCGCUUUUUGCUCGGCGGGUCCAAGCAGAAAGUGCAACAGCACCAGCAGUACCAAAUGCCCGAGCUUAGUCGGACCCUGAGCGCCUCCCUGGCCUCCUCUUGUUCGGCCUCUUCGCCCAUGGGCACCGGUGUGGGCAUGCCCGGCAGUUGCCACCCUCCUUCUUCUGCUGCCACCACUGCGGUCGCAGACAUCCAGCAAGGCAUCUCUAAAUAUUUAGAUGCCCUCAACGUGUUCUGCCGGGCCAGCGCCUUCCUCACAGACCUGUUCAGCAGUGUGUUCAGGAACUCUCACUAUUCCAAAGCAGCUAUGCAACUGAAGGACGUGCAGGAACACGUCAUGGAGGCGGCCAGCAGGCUGACUGCAGCAAUAAAGCCUGAGAUUGCCAAGAUGCUGAUGGAGCUGAGCGCCGGUGCCGCCAAUUUCAAAGACCAGAACGACUUCAGCCUGCAGGAUGUCGAGGUCCUGGGUCGGUGCUUCCUCACUGUGAUGCAGGUCCACUUCCAGUUUCUAUCACAGGCUUUGCAGAAGGUCCAACCUGUGGCCCAGUCCUGCCUGGCGGAAGCUCUUGCCCAGGCCCAGGAGCGUUGUGCCAAUGCCCGCUCCCAGAGCUCUGUCCUCGGCCCCCUCACGGAGCUGGAGGAAGCCUCCCGCUCAUGGAAAGGUGCAGCUGAGGCUACGGCGAGGCUGAGAGAGAGGGGCCGGGACGGCUGCCUGGCAGGCAUCCAGGUUCAGCAGCUCUUCUGCUCCAACAACACCACCAUCCCUGAGCACCAGCUGAAGGAGCUCAACAUGAAGAUUGACAAUGCUUUACAGGCCUACAAAGCAGCGCUAGAGAGCAUGGGCCAUAGUGAAUAUGCACUGAAGGCUGGCUUUCAUCUUAACCCCAAAGCUGUGGAGGGAGCCUUACAGGGCUGCUGCAGCGAGGCGGAGGCCCAGCAGGCAGGGAGGAUGCAGACCACCUCCCAGCCUAUCCAGUGUGAGCUGCCCACCAUCCCUGUGCAGAUCGGCUCACAUUUUCUCAAAGGAGUGUCCUACAACGAGUCGGCGGCUGAAAACCUCAAACUGAAAACGCACACGAUGCUGCAGCUCAUUAAGGAUGCGAUCGGGCAGAACGGAGUGACCCCCAGGGACGACUCCCCUGUCACCGAGGUCCUCAACCAUGUCUGCCCAUCCAGUUGGAGAGGAGCCUGCAAGACAGCCGUCCAGCUGUUGUUCGCCCAGGCUGGUCUGGUGGUUGUUGACACAGCUCAGAUUGAGAACAAGGAGGCCUAUGCUCCCCAGAUCACUCUGGAGGGAUCCAGGGUGGUGGUCCAAGUCCCUUCUACAUGGUGUUUGAAGGAGGACCCAGCCACCAUGUCCCUGCUCCAGCGGAGCUUGGACCCAGAGAAGACGCUCGGUCAUGUAGACAUGCUCUACACAGCUGUGUUCGACAUCAACAGGUGGAAGGAGAGAAAAGAGCAGGCCUUGCCCACUAUUCAGAUGCAGCUGCAGCGGGAAAUUCCAGACUACGUCGGCCAUGUGGACCUUCCUCCCGGCACCAGCUCAAAGGCCUCCAGCGGACUGCCCAAAACAAUAUCCAAGCUGACUUCCAAGUUCACUAAGAAGGUCUCAUCCAGCUCCAACAGUGGAGGCAGUUACUCCAUCCCGAGCACCCCGUCUCGCAGCAUGCUGACAACCAGUAGCUCUGAGGAUAAGGCCAAGAGCCUUGGGCAUGGUGACGGGAGGCUACAGAGUAUCCUGCAAAUGGGGAGCCUGUCCUGCACCCCUGACGCGACACAGCAGGGCCAGCUGGCCAACGGCUCCGUGUCCGACGACCAGGGGAUGAACUUGCCGACCGACCAAGAGAUGCAGGAUGUCAUCGACUUUCUCUCAGGAUUCAACAUGGGCAAAUCUCAGCAGGCCUCGCCCCUGGUAAAGAGGAGGAACUCUGUGGCGUCUGCGAAUCCCGCCGAGCUGAAGCCGCCGAGUGGACCUCCACCAACAUCCCAGUCUGUCUCUCACGGUGCCCUACAGCCCCCAGCUCAGACGAUGCCUCAGCCUCCAGCAGUGCAGAAGCAGCAGCAACCACAGCCACCUCCCCCGCAGCAACAACAACCCCAGCAGCAGCAGCCCCCUCCUCCUCCGCCCCAGCAGCCCUCUCCGCAGGCCCUGCAGUACUACCAGCACCUCCUGCAGCCCAUCAGUCAGCAGCAGCCCCCUCCUCCUCAGCUUCCUCCUCAGCAGACCCCACCGCAGGUCCUGCCGCAGCAGAGGGUGGCAAGCAAAUGGCUCGGCACAUCGGGGCAACAACCUCCACCGCAAGGCCCCCCAGCAGGGCUGUCCCCUCUGGGUCCCAUCGGGCAGUGGGGGUCCCCUGGACUGCCAGACCUGAGCUCAGACUUGUACAGUCUGGGUCUGGUCAGCACCUACAUGGACAGCGUCAUGUCCGAGAUGCUCGGUCAGAAGCCGCAGGGGCCACGCAACAACACGUGGCCCAACAGGGACCAGAGCGAGGGCGUGUUCGGGGUCCUGGGAGACACGCUGCCAUUUGACCCAGCAGUCGGCUCUGAUCCAGAGUUUGCGCGUUACGUCGCCGGCGUCAGUCAGGCCAUGCAGCAGAAGCGGCAGGUGCAGCACAUCCGUCGCCCCAGCAACACGCGCAGCAACUGGCCAAUGCCCGAUGAGCAGCACAGGACCUGGUCCCACCCGGAGUAUUACAGCGAGGGCGAGGCGGUGAACAGCAGCUGGUCAGCCAAUCAGGGGGACUCGGCCAGCUCCAGCGAUGAGACGUCCUCGGCCAACGGAGACAGUCUGUUCUCCAUGUUCUCCGGGCCAGACCUUGUAGCGGCAGUUAAACAAAGGAGAAAACACAGCUGUGGUGAGCCGGAGGUGUGCACCCUGCCCUCACCACCACUCCAUCACAUGGGUGAUGACAGCCAGGACAGCAAAACGAAAACCUGGCCCCCCAAAGCACCGUGGCAGCACUCGGUCCACACCAAUACCAACACCAUGCCCAAUCCAAGCUCUUCCUUGUACCAGAUGAACAUCCCUCCCUCCUCCCAGUGGAGCGACUCCAUGCAGAUGCUGCAGUCUCCCGUGUGGUCCACUGCCAGCGACUGCUCCCCCUCCACUGGCAUCACCUCUGGAUUUCCCUUCACCCAGCAACAGCAGCAGCAGCAGCAGCAGCAGCAACAACAACAACAACAGCAACAGCAGCAGCAGCAACAACACAAACCCAUGACCAAGGGCUUUAAAUCCUUCCCCCUCAAACAUGAGCACAGGCCCUCCUACCUUCACCAGUACUGACCAAUCCAUAACGUCGAACGAGUUCAUGGUGAAGUGCAGCGGAGGACCUGCCGCUCCUGUCGAGUGGGCCGAGCUGCUGCCUUUUACAGUCUGCACCCACUGAAUUGGAAGAUUUCAAAGCCUCAGAGGCAAAAAUGAAGUACACACACUGGCUCGACACUUUUGUAUCGAUAUUUUUCCACAUCAAACAUACCCAUUUGGAAAAAAAAAGAAAAAAGACACAUUUUGAAGUGAUUUCCCGACUGCCAUGUUUUAAC